AUGACGGCAUUUCAGCUUUGGCAUUGCUACACCAUUUCGACCUGCAUAUUCCCUCUGUCUUCAAUCAUACCAAUCCACACAUCAUCCAACAUGCCUAUGCCCGGAGCCGACAAGACGACCGAAGCCAAAGAAGGUGUCCUCACCUACAUGCGCGCAUGGGGUGGUACGUCCUUGAAUCCACAUCUUGCUCUCCCACAUACCGUCCACUAA
Aureobasidium uvarum is the source of this 210-nucleotide messenger RNA. The record is from the annotation of a GenBank genome assembly. Lineage: Eukaryota; Fungi; Ascomycota; Dothideomycetes; Dothideales; Saccotheciaceae.